GACGUGCCAACCGCAUCUGGCUUCGGUAACAUCCAACGGUCCACCAAAAUAGGUCGCCACUGGACACAGGGUUGUUGGCAGCACGGGACAGACAAGGACCAGGCUAGCCAGGAUCAGGAUCAGUAUCAGGGCACCCACGCACGAGGCCAGCGCCAGUUGCAGAUCCCGCAGCUUGGUGUUGGGCUCGGUCAAGGAGGGAGACAAGCGUCCGGCACGGAUAGUCCCAGGGAAGAAUCAGCCAUCACGUUGACAGCCCAGCCUGAAGAGGAAAAUUCCUCAUCAAUAGACGAGGUUUUGGCAGAGUCUACGUCUUGUCUCGAACAGCCGGGAGACCCCAGCUUAUACUAUCUUGGCUUACUGCAAAAUCAGAACCAGCUCCACCACAAAAAUCACAACGCCCAACAGCAUCAGGGUUUUGUGAGCGACGACCCAUCAAUAUCAACAAGUCAUCAGCAACCUCAGCCUUCCGGGUUUGGUUAUCAGCAUCAGCAGAACCAAUCUCCUGCAUGCUCAUCGCCACCAUUCUCAUUUUCUUUCCCCCCUCCAGCACCACCAUCAUCAGCACCAGCAACAUCUGUCUUUGGACUGGCCCCUCCUCCUCCUCUGCCUUCUCCUGCAUCUCCACCAAGACCACCGCCGAGGCGACGCUUCCAGCCAACUACGUCUCGCCGUCAGCAAAACCUGUCCCACUGCCGGUCAAAUUCCAAUUUGAGCUCCAACUCCAGCGUCAGCACUGGUGCCAGCAGACGUCUUCUGGCCUCGCGGUCUCCUGCAAGUCACUCUGCCAGUGGAAAAUCCCCUCGUCAGCGCCUAGCAUCAGCACCACCAUUACCACAGCCAAUAGACAGUGCAGACCCACAGGAUACGCCCACCGCCCACCACCGCCAUUCGCCUUUUCUUCCUCCUCAUCCUCACCUGCCCGCUUCUUCUCUUUCUGCCUGUUCUACCCUCUCAGCUCUCUCCACGUCGUCUCCCUCCUCCCCCAUUUCCGGCUCUAUCUCCUCUUCUCCCGCACUUCUGUCGACUUUCUCUUCUAUCUCUUCUUCUUCUUCAUCUCAUCUUACCUCUUCGUCGGCCAUAUCCUCCCCACACAUCAACAACAUGUCGAGAACAUCCCGGAACGCUGCCCCUACCACUUCUGGUGCGGGUCGACAAAACGAAUACUUCGUCCCUCGCGACGGCAUCGACCGUGAAGUCAUCUCCGCCGACAUCUGCCGCUAUCUGGGCAACGAUGCCCUCGUGCGUCCCGGUCAUUACGAGAACCCUCAGACAGGCCAAGCCGUGCAAGGCUACUACAUCACCGCUUACAGGAAUCUUACAACUGCUAUGAUUGAGGAUCUAAAAGCAGACUCUGCUCGAUGGGAUAGUGAAAGGCGUGCGCAGACGUCGCGCAAUACCUCUGGAGGUACUAUUGCCUCGAGAAACGUUGGCGUACCGCCGAGACACUCAUCUAACUCACCUGUAGUGCAAUACCGCUACUCGGAGACGCACCAGUCGCGUCAGCACCACGGUCCUACCGAGGGCCCUUAUCAGACCGACACAUACGCUCGUGACCCUGGCUUUGAUGGCCCUAGAUACCCAGGAACGGGUGCUCCCGGUUACACUGGAGCCGCUGGCUCAUACGGCCAGUCCUACGGUGCCUCAAGUAGUGGUGCGUUUGCCGGUUAUGCCCAAACCCAGCAAUCUCCUCCCCCGGCGGAUACAAGGUUCAGCUCUACUACCGCGGCCACCAUGGAUCCAUCCUACCAGGCUUCCCAGAGCCCCUACGUGGCCGUUGGAACAAACCAACGUCCCAGAGGCGGAUACGACCCUUACGCUAACCAGAUGGCCACAUCAUCAGCUGCUGCACAGCAGGCCUAUGCCACUGCUGCUCCCACGCAACAAGGCUAUACAGCCACUGCUUACCCAUAUUCAGGUCAGGCUCCUCCUGCGGGCUACGCGAUGCAGCCACAGGAUCCCUUCUACGGUCGUGGUGCGUAUAGCGGAGGCAACACUCGCACGGCGGGUUUCCACAUGGUCGAAUUACUAACACUCAAGGGUUUAGCAGGUCAAUCAACAGCACAAGGAUAUACUCAGGGCACACAGUAUGGAAGAAACCCCCCGUACUCGCGCUUCCGCGACACCAACAAAUGCUCAAACAAAUCCCAGUGGUACCUCCAGCACCCGACGUAGUGAGCGAGAGAGCGACAGGCACAGCACAGACCGACACCACCGAUCGAGCCGCCGGUAAAAGGUGUGUUUCCUGGAGGACCAAGGCCGGAUCUUUGUGCCCUUCCUUUUCCUGUCUGAACUUGACGAGGCAAUCCGACCUCCUCGCGAGUGUGAUGAUUUCUGCAUAAUGACCGGGUUACAUGGAGUACGGCUUAUUUUCCUUGGAUCGACCAUUUCAUCCUUUUCUGUUUCUUCCGGAUAUGAUCCCUUUCAGAGGUUUCAGAUUUCUUUUCUCUGGCUGGUGCCGCCACCGAGUUGCAAGUUUGCAUCUCAAUAGGAGCUUCCUACUGGAAAGGUAUCAAAUUCCACCCUCUUGACGCUGAUUCCGUCUUCCACGAACCUGGAUCUCCCUUGGAGUCGAUAAUACCCCUGGAUGUACCGUGCCAACUGUUAUUGCUACCGAUGAUGCCCUGGAUACACGAACUGGACCUUACGAGACGCAUACCUGGGUGUCUUUUUUCUUUACUCUUUUUAUGACGACAUUGCAUUGUGGAUGGGCCUUCCCUGGAUUGACGACCUCAUCGACUAUACACCAUUAUUUGCCUUACGGAUGAGACCAUGCUGCAUACGUUUUACACUGGGACACGGCGCUGAGUUUGGAAAAGGAAGGGGAGCCAUCCCUUACCAGGUGGAUCUGGGGUAUCUCGAUGUCAUGACCUUGCUGUCCGGACGCACUCUCAGGGGGAGUAUUCUGUUUUCCGUUCUUCCUGGAUCUGGCUGGUUCUUGCUCUCGACUCCAAUGUCUUUAGUUCCCGGAUUCUUCGGUGUUCACCAUCGUCGAGACGCGGUGUUUAUCGGAAUAAUAAUUGGCAGAGGCCGGCAUCCGGACAGCAAGGUGAGUUCGAAUGAGCUUGUAUAUAUUAGCCAACCCCUUUCAAAGGAAUUUCUGCUUCCCUUCUCUCCUUCCCCUCUUCCCAUUUCUUUCCACUUAGGGACUCUCCAUGGAUAUUUGUCUUGAUAUGAAUCGCAAAGACACUGACUCGCCAGACUUGACCCAAGCAGCUAGGUGCGCAAAUGAAUUCCCUGGAUUCAGAUACCUCUCACUGGACUUCCUGGACAUCUUGGACUCUGAUCAACCACCUGGCAAAUACCUUCCCACUUGGCCAAGGAAUGGACCCACUCCCCGAGGAUGUUUGCUUUUGCCUGGAUCUCUUCCUACUCAAGCAAUGUUUUGCUUUGGAUCCUAUGACCUGGACAACUUACCUCAGCCGAGGUUUGCUGAAUCGUCACUGACGAUAUCGGUACUCAUUUGCGUCUGCAAUGAGAUGCCUGGGACACAAAGAAACCAAACAAGUAUCUAAGCAUACCAUGCCAAAGGAGCCAAGGUAACAUGCAAACAAGGUGAUUCAAUGACUACGAAUCUGGAUUCAUUCUCGUUUCAUAUCACUGGACCGCAACUUGCUUCAUUACUGUCUGCGACAUGGGUCGCUUGUUGCCGUGGAUUCUACUGAAUCCAUUCCUGUUUGCAUCGCGGGCCGACUUCUUGAGUAACCUUUGGGAUGAGUCAACUUGCUUAAGCCUGGAUAUUUGCUACACCCUGCUGGCCACAUGGCACUUGUGAAGGUCGACAAUUUAGAGCAACCUGGCAUGUGGAUACCUUGAUCCUGGACUCGCUGCGUUGUAUAUGGAGUCAGUUAUCGGAACGACAUUUCGACCUAUCAAUUAAGCACAACGUGACUUCCGGAGCUGCACUUGCAUAUAUCACGACACGACUGGACUUUGACCAAAACUGGAGAACCGGAUCUUUUUUAUGCGAAUGAUUGUGUGCUUGGUGCUAUGAGAGGAAGCCUGGUUGGUAGCAUGGAUGGCGCAGUACGAGGAUGCACUGAGGGUUUAGACGGGUUGGCUCUAUGAUCUACUUUUCUGUUCUUUUUCUAAUCCUGGAUCCCGUGGACACAUCUUUUUGGGCCGUUCUGUUAUUUUGCGUCUGUCUCAUAUUCUAUGGUUGUUCAAUCUUGAUGGUGCUUUGGGACAGAUACAGGGAGUUUAUGAGUCUUGUUUCUUAUUCGCUUGGGGCGGAAUGAUUGGGAGAGUUGAAUCUCAUGAUUUAUUAUUGUUGCAAAAGUAUGUUGAAUGAAUACAAGAGUUGGCCACACCACUGUCAAUAUGUUUCUGUUUGCCGUACGUUCAAAUUCAGAAUCCCCUCGAGCAAAAACACGCGUCAAAUUCCAGCAUUUUAAGCAAUAACCAAAUUUCUUCGCUGCCUCAAAUAUCUGCAGCAGGGUCGGUGCCUCUGGCGUAUAUUAUUCACGGUCUACAGCCGGGCGGCUCCUUCGUCGGUAGGGAUGAUACGAGUAGAGUCGUUGGUGAGUGCAGUGAGAUGUGUGAUGGUGUCUUGGAGGUUGAUGGGCUCGGGAGGUAGGCUCUGAGGGAAGCGGCUGGAGGAGGCCGUCUCCAAGCAGAGUAUCAAUCACCGAGAGGACCCAAAGCUCGCAGCGGCCCGGUCUACCAGGAGCGUUGGCAGGCUCGUAAGGAUCGAAGGGUCUUGGGUGACUCUUGAUCAUAGCGCACGCAUUGUCGAGCUCUUGGGACGCAAUGGAGCCGACACAUCUGCUGUCAUGAAUGGUGCCGACCUGACCUAGAGUCUCGACGAUAUCCGAGACCAGAGUC
Molecule: messenger RNA, 4821 nt
Organism: Fusarium verticillioides 7600
Lineage: Eukaryota; Fungi; Ascomycota; Sordariomycetes; Hypocreales; Nectriaceae
Exons: 3
Coding region: 1102-2172 (356 amino acids)
Source: RefSeq, a predicted model, not a curated record